Penicillium soppii is the source of this 657-nucleotide messenger RNA. RefSeq names its product VanZ family protein. The record is from RefSeq and is a predicted model, not a curated record. The transcript is spliced from 2 exons. NCBI's taxonomy places the organism in Eukaryota, Fungi, Ascomycota, Eurotiomycetes, Eurotiales, Aspergillaceae. Bases 1 to 657 code for a protein of 218 amino acids.
AUGCGCAUCCGUUAUCCUUUCGCAGGUGCCUUCAUCUUCCUGCUCAUUUUAGCCGGCUACAUCGGUCUUCUUCCACACAGCACCUCUUCAACGAUACCCACGAAUCUCCAACCGAAUGACAAAUUCCUCCAUCUUGUUACCUUCUUCCUGCUUUCUUUGACAUUUUACUGGAUCUUGGAUACUUCCCGUCGCCGCACGCUGCACGUGACCCUCGUGGUUUGCACAUUAGGGCUUGGGGUUGGUUCUGAACUCGUUCAGGGCUUCCUUCCGAAUGGUCGAGACUUUGAUCCAUUCGACAUUGUCGCCAAUGUUGUCGGCAGCGUUGGCGCUGUUGGUAUUUGCAGCUGGUACCACCGUCGCAUGAUGGAGCGCCGUCGACAAAGUCGAUAUGGAUUGAUGGAAGAUGGCACUGAGGAUGUCGAGCUCGGUGGCGUCGAUGGAAACUCUCGUCGCGGAUCGGAAGUAAUGGGCCCACAGGAAUCUGGUGUAAUGUCUCUUGAGCAAGAGGUGGACAAUUGGGACGAGAAUGCAGUUGAUAAUUGGGAUACUGAAGAUGGUCCAGCCCCAACGCCGGGAACUACGCCUCCCAGUUACCACGAAUCUAGCCCCGUCGGCGGGCCUGCAGCUGUUCCAGCCGGAGUGAAACGCAAUGACUAG